AUGGACUACAUAAAGGCGACAACAUCGGUACCGGUCGACUGGCAAAAGGAUCCAUACUGGCGCAAUCGUCACCUUUCGCCUGCACAAAUCCAGGUCUACGAUGUGCGACUCGAUGAGAGCCGUUACGGCUCCGGCUCAAUGCUGGAGAUGAACGAAGUCUUUUCUUCCGCGUUGCUGCCAGAUCUGGAAGACAAAGACAGAUCAGCGAGCAGCAUACCAUCGGCUGAAGUGACCAGGGCUGAGCUUGGUCACCUCCAAAAGCUAGCGGACGAGUUUGGGUGGAUGAAUUGUUUGAGGAGCAACAAGAUGCAGACGCCAACUUCUGACCCACUGGACCUACGGAAAUGUCGUUGGAUACACAUAUCCAGCAAUUACUCGGAUUAUCUUUCGGGAUGCUUAAUUGCCUUAUCCGACUGGAGCAAAGAACCUCAGAAGAUUGCUGCAGCGCUUCAUCAGUUAGAGCAUUGUGUCAAUCAGCAAGAACGAUUCUCAAAGCACGGAAGAUAUUUUGCUCCGUUCUUCCAGCGUCUGACUGGCAGCUACGAUGAAGAUAGUAGUGACAACGGAGGGCCAAUGCUACUGAGUGUUCCAUUCCUGGAUUGGACUGUUGAGGGUGAAACGCCUCCCCUCAGAUUUCAAGUUGAUCCACGAGAAGGCUAA
Messenger RNA from Ascochyta rabiei, 660 nucleotides. RefSeq lists its product as uncharacterized. Bases 1 to 660 code for a protein of 219 amino acids. The transcript has a single exon. The record is from RefSeq and is a predicted model, not a curated record. Lineage: Eukaryota; Fungi; Ascomycota; Dothideomycetes; Pleosporales; Didymellaceae.